AUGGACAUCGAACAGCGCAUCAAGGCUUACCGCUUCGUUGCCUACACAACGGUCCCGUUCUCGGUGAUAGCAAUCCUUUCUGCAUGCAUUAUGUUGCCCAUUGCUCAUAUUAACAUUAAUCACAUGAGGGGAACCAUGCACAAAGAGCUUCGCUUCUGCAUGAAUUCUGCCAAAGAUAUUCGGAGCGAGAUAAAACUUCUCAGAAACAUUCCAACCGUGAACAGAACUGCUCGUCAAGCAACACCUAGGAUGGUCCAAGUAUCGGCUAGCCCACGAUUAGAAGAAGCAGCGUUUCAAAAUAUCGACCUCUGUCAAUUGUGCUGUCCUCCAGGGGCACCAGGACCAGCUGGACCUCCUGGCCAGCCAGGUCGCCCUGGGAAACCUGGAGCACCUGGUAACCCAGGAAUGCAAGGACGACCAUCACAGCACCCAUGUGAGUCCAUUAGCCCUCCACCAUGUAAACCGUGUCCAGAGGGUCCAAUGGGACCUCCAGGGCCACAAGGACCCGAUGGAGAUCGUGGACCAGACGGUCGUCCCGGUGCACCUGGAAAAGAUGGCAGUCCAGGAGAACCUGGUCCAAAAGGACCUCCUGGACCUAUUGGUAAACAAGGAGCACCAGGUGCCGAUGGAAAGCCUGGAGCAGCUGCUGACAUGGGAGGAAUCUCUGGAGAGCCUGGACCAGCAGGACCACCUGGCCCGCAGGGACCACCAGGACGUAACGGACAACCUGGAUCUCCAGGACCUAUUGGGCCACCUGGACCCAAAGGAAUAAGAGGACCUGACGGCCAGCCUGGUAUACCCGGUAAACCAGGAUUGCCAGGAGCACGUGGGCCAAUUGGAGCUCCAGGAGAGCUAGGAAUUUGCCCGAAGUACUGUGCUGUCGACGGUGGAGUAUUUUUCCAGGAUGGAAGAAAACUUGACAAAAAACGCUUCGCUAAAGGAGGGGUGGCGUAA
Molecule: messenger RNA, 954 nt
Organism: Haemonchus placei
Lineage: Eukaryota; Metazoa; Nematoda; Chromadorea; Rhabditida; Trichostrongylidae
Source: the annotation of a GenBank genome assembly